CAGUUCAAGAUCAAGAUAUCUCAAGUUGACAGUUCGAAAUUCCCAAACGUCAUCCGUUUAAAAAAAAAACCAGCAAUUCAUGCAGAACAUUUUCGAUUAACGUAACACAAAAUUUGAAUUGAAGACCUUGAGAAAUGGUAUAAGAAGCUGAUAAAGACGUAAAGAUGCCCCUGUAUUCGUACAUACCGUAUCUGGAUCCGGACAUCGACGAAAAGGAGAAAAAAUCGUUUUCUGGUCAUUUCCUAGACACCGACGAGGAAUCGGACGCGCCGAAGCUAGAAGACGAUGCCGCCAAACUACCGAACAAGACGCCCGUGGACUCGUUCAAGAGGAAGGUGAACGAAAACCUGAAGAAUUUCAAUAACAAAAUGACGGAUCUGCUCCAAGACGGCUUGGGAGGCGUCGAUAACAUCUGUAAACAAGUGAAGGGUCUGAUCCACCACGAUACCAAGCAGGUUCACUCGGAAAAAUUCAUCGAGAAGUGCGCCAGAGGUGACGUGUACGAUUGUACCGAGGAAAAAAAAUACAACUCCCCAGCCACAGAUCCCUCCCAAGACACCCUAUACUUCACCUGCCAGGAAAACGAGGAGAAAAUACGAGAAUUCCAACGUGGAGAAGGCAGCAACGCUUUCACCACCACCAAAGAACAAGACGACAUCCCCCCAAAGAGGAAAGUACGCUCCAGACCCACCUCCAGAAGCCUCAGGUCCAAGAAGAGCGACCCGAAAUGCAGCAAAACCAAGCUAUCCUCCAAAUCCUUCAACGCCACCCCCAAACCGUCGGACACCAAGAAGAGCGCGGAGAAGAUCAAGUCCAAGACCAAGACGAAGGCCUCCAAGUCCAGAUCGUUGACGCAGAAGGAUUCGAAGCCGGUUGACGAGGCUAGAGCCAAAAAAAGACUGGGACAGAUCGAGAGGGACUACCAGAAGGUGGUGGAGAACCUGGGGAUGGUGGAACGGAUGAUGGCCUGCAUCAACGAGAGGGUGGCCAGUCAGAAGUUGAAGGAGGACCUCACGUCCCAGGAGACCGUCAAGAGCGAAGAGAAGGGCUUGAAGAUUAAGAAGAAGGCUACCAAACCGGCUAAAACCAAAUCCACCACACAAGAAACUGGGGAGGAGUCAGUGUCGCAAACUGAACGAGAAGACGAACGUAGGGAAGAGGAAAAAAAGAUGACCAAGGAGGUAACCCGACGUAAAGAAACAAAUCAACAAGAAAAAAUACCUAAUAAAGAGAUAACCAUCGAGGGUCAAACUGACGCAAAGACUAACCAUAAAUCGGACCAGAACAAGACAGCGUUGAUGAGCGAAAGCCUCCAAAACCCCAACAACCAAAACCUUUUCUUCCAAAACCCCCAGAAGAAGAUCAAAUUAAACGAGAGCCUAACAGACAUAGACGCUCUUAUCGACAACGCUGUCAUGGAACUUGGAAGUCUCGUAUACACAGACUUCGACGUCUCAACCAGCAGCUCGGACGCCAGCUUCAAGGCAACGAACGAUGAAGGCGCCCAGAUGAAAUACGAAGAAUGCAACUCCAUCACCAGCACGUCCACUAGCACCGACAGCGAGGCUGUGUUGCUGGGGGAAGAUUCUGAGAAAUUCGAGAUAUCCAGGUCCUUCCAGGAGCUCAAGGAUUCAUACGUGCAGAAGAUCAAGCAGGACACCACCGGGAAAACGAAGAAGAAUAAACCCAAGGGUAAGUUAUGGGUUAAACUGGAUUGGAUAACCCCAAGACUCGAUUUCAGUCCAGAAGAAGAGCUCUUUUGAUCAGCUGCAUGAAGAGAUCUUCAACGAUUCCAGCUGGAACAGGCUGGAUCCUUCAUCCUUCGAGGGUACCUUCUUGAAGGACAACAGCAGCGACCAAGAGACUGGGACAAACUGGAACCCAGAGGACAAGCUUGCGGAGCCUAAGAACGAUCAGGAUUUCGCUGUGUUGGAAGCGUUGCUCCACCCCAAAACCGAGAAGGUGCAGAAGGAACCGGUCACCGAAGAAAUCAUCACGAUAUCGCUGCCAUCCGACAAGGAAUCCAAGAGCUCCAAGAAAACCAGGGAUUUCGUAUCGAAUAUACGCAAAGUCGACACAGAGCACUUGGACGAAGAGACCCUACAGAUAACUGUAACAUUGACUGGGGACGAAGAAAAGACCGAGAAACCGAGGGAAAUCUCAGAUACCGAGGAGAAUUUCGAGGCCAAUCGCAGGCAAGAGAGGUCGCUGAGGAAGCAACAGAAGAAGAAGAGCAAAGACAAGAA
Molecule: messenger RNA, 2246 nt
Organism: Coccinella septempunctata (seven-spotted ladybird)
Lineage: Eukaryota; Metazoa; Arthropoda; Insecta; Coleoptera; Coccinellidae
Exons: 6
Coding region: 165-1763 (532 amino acids)
Source: RefSeq, a predicted model, not a curated record